CAUCAAAAGCGUCCACUCCUCUCGACAGGACGUAGACUCAUCAACCAGUGCCUGACUUUUGCUGCCCAAGAUAUGGACCCGUCUCACCUCGAGUCCCAUCCCUCUGGCCAGAAGUCUGAGCCUGCAGGCCUAGACGUUAGCUCCACCAGCCCUAACUGCUUCUCCUCAAACCAAGGACUGGAUUCUGUCUAUCAAGAACUGGACCUGGACUCCCUGAACGAAGAUCUUUCUUUGUCUGUUUCAGAUGCCAUGACAGAGACCUCUGCGUCCACAAAUGAAUUCCACCUAGCUUCAGAACCAGAUCUGACGGAGGCUGAGCAAAUGGAGCUCAGAUCUGAGCUUACUAAAUUGGAGGAAGAGAUCUUAAGCUUGCGUGACCUGCUCGCAGCCAAAGAGAAGCGGUGUGGCGAACUCAAGAGGAAGUUAGGCUGCGUGGCCUUGGUGGGACUGAGGCAGAAUCUGUCCAAGAGCUGGCAUGAUGUUCAGGCCUCCAACACCUACAUGAAGCAGAAGACUUCAACUGCCCUGGCCUCGAUGGGUUCUGCCAUCUGCAGGAAGCUUGGAGACAUGAAGAAGUCGUCCACGUUCAAAUCUCUUGAAGAGCUGGUGGGGACAGUCAAGUCAAGAGUCGCGGGUGGCAGAGAGCUCGGCAGUGGCCUUCUUCCUUCACCAGCGAGUGGCAGCGAUCCACACUCGGUUCUGGGGAGUGGAUAUGAAACUGUUUCAGGGCUUGAUGAUCAACUGUUUUCUCUCCUGAAGCCAGAGUAAGCCCUUUGUUAGCCUUGCUUAGCUGCCAAACCUGUAUAUAUAGCCCUUCUUCCGUCAUCAUACUUGCCAAACAAAAACAAGCAAACAAUGAACAAUGGUAAAGCUAUUAUAAUUCUGGACAUAGAUACAGUCCAGUUUUGAUAACAAGAAUACCCAUUUUGCAUAGAUAUUUGCUGCUCUUAAAUGGGAAAGAAGCCCAAGUUUGAACUAGUUAUUAAUACUGAAGUUUGUAGAAGAAACAUAUCUCUAUGUUAGCUUUUCUGUGGUUACUUUUAAUGGACUCAGUAAUGGCUCCCAGGGAUCUUAGACCAGAUCCUAAACUCUUUGAAAGAUUAGUCGAUUAGAAGGCCAACGAAAUUUCUAUCUGGGAUUGGGAAAAGGUGGGAAGUAACCUGGCUAGAUAUUCUGCAAGCACCAUUUUCUACAAGCACCACUUGACCUACAACCUUUAUUGUAGUGCAGUGUUGGGGAUGCAGUCCAAUGAUUCACAUAUCCUGUACAAAGUCUCCUGAGCUACCUCCCUGUCACCACAGCUUUUAUUUUUUUAAAACAAUCAAGAAAACUGACCAUCUUAAAGCUGCCGGGAAAGAGAAAACAUAUUAGCCACUAAUCGUUACUCUAAAACUAUACAUUUUAUAAAACUUUCAUUUUUUUCAAAGUGGCCAAUUCAGCAAAUCGACUUAGCUUUAAUUCGGGAGAUCACGAUUUUGGACUCAAAGUGAAAACGCUAAUUUACAUUACCUGUACAUUUUCUCUAUUUGAAUAUUAAAGUUGUGCUUUAAAGUUUCACCCUUGAGGCGGCGUGUCUCUACCACCAGCUGCAUCUCAUUCUGCAGCAGUUGCCAAUUAGUAACCACCUUCCGCUAAGGGACAGGAGGGAUACAAUGUGUCCAGAUUUAAGAACUAUAAGCCUCCACCCACCUCCUCUUAAACCUUUUGAAAAGAAUACCAGUCCCCUGUAAUGCUGACUGCUAUGACUUUGAACUAGCCUUAUGGAAUACACAUCACUCUUCUGGUUGGCUCUAAACCUGCCUGUUUUUAACCUCAACUCGGAAGGAAGAACCCAACCCCCCCAAGAUCAAUAGGAAUCUGUAGGAACUCAGUUUGAGUUUGUUCAAGCUUUCUUAUGUCCCACUUCCACAGGAACUGUGUUUUGUUUUUGUUCUAUGUUUGUGUUUUGUUCCUUAUUUUCGUCUUUUAAAAUCCCCAUCCCAGCAGCUUCCUUCUUUCCUCCCACCACACUGUCUGAAAUAGGAGCUGGUAUAGCCUUGAAUGGCAGCCGUCCACUGUUAGCUUGGGUACAUUUCAAUAACCUGUCAUUGCCUACAAGUGCUAGUACCCGAUCCUGUGUUGCUAUUUCUUGAAUGUUUUUCUUACAUUCCUUUUGUUCUCUAUAGUGAAACUAAAUACUGCUGUCAAUAUAGAAGAUCUCGGUAAACUGUAAAGCCAUUGAAAAAUCCCAGCCCUCGACUGAGUCCCAAAGGCCAUGUCUUGCUUGGAUUAAAACA
Messenger RNA from Rattus rattus (black rat), 2276 nucleotides. RefSeq names its product TPD52 like 3 (gene Tpd52l3). Gene Ontology annotation, cellular component: cytoplasm. The transcript has a single exon. The record is from RefSeq and is a predicted model, not a curated record. NCBI's taxonomy places the organism in Eukaryota, Metazoa, Chordata, Mammalia, Rodentia, Muridae. Bases 73 to 768 code for a protein of 231 amino acids.